CACUGGAAGCGCCAUCUGCAGUUGUUACUUCCGGUAUUGAGCAGCAAUAGAAUGGCAGUUGCGCGCAAAAGUCUGUUUAUUUACGUGCUGUCGAUGAUUAAUUGAUCGCGAAGUCGCAUCUAUAGGCAAUAUCCUAUGAGUGAAUUCAGUAAUAACGGAAACGAGAUGGUGCACACGUGAAACGCAUUAAAUUUAAUCGCGGAGUUAAAAAGAAACGCGGUGAAUGUCGUUGUUGUGGAAUUCAGACUAUCGUCAUCGUUCUAACCUAUUUCCCGAAACAUUGUAUUCUUCAUUCUGGAAUUUUCCGACGCGCUGUCAACGUUUGUUUGCCAACAGUGAUUCGGCAUGAUGCCAUGUUCUCACAAACGUUGAGCACAGAUCUGUGCAAAAUUGUUAGCAUGGCUGACGAAGUAUUGCCGGCAAGUUUGGAGAAGCUCGAAAUUGAUCGUCUCUCCUCGAGCUGUCCACAGUAAGCAUUUACCGCCGAAAGCUCAUUUAAAGCGCCUGCUCCUCACAACUAUCCCAUUCCAGUAUCUCGAACAUUCUGAAUCCGUGUAUCUGUUCGAUGUAUCGGAUCGUGGCGGUUUUGCGACUCAAUCCAUUUUCACACGCGGUCAAGGUCUUUAGUUAACGUUACUUCAUUUUGCAAAUUACGUGACGAUUUCUAUUUACGCUAUUGCGUUUUUGAUUUAUUAAUGAUGCAAGCGCUUGUGAAUAUGUAUUUUAAUGAUCGUCAUUUCUUGUUCUCGAUGGUGCGAAAUAACAACAUUGACUGUGAUUUUAUAUCACCUACCGACAAGAUAAAGUCAUCAAAUCCAUUCAGAACAACAAAUAAAACUGUCAAUUCUGAUUGCAGUCAUUUAUUUCAAAAAAAAUUAAUGCCUAUUAGGCCAACAUUAACCACAAUCAGUCCUAGAGGAGUAAAAAGUACAACGAAUUUUAAACCAUCAAAAAAUGAAAGAGUACUUGAUAAAAAUAAGAAUUCGAUCAUUAAGGAGGCUGUUUUAAAAUUAAAUGAUACUGGCACUAAUUGUCUUAGUGAUAAUCUAACGAAUACAUUGCUUAAAGAAACAUGUAAAUUUAGUAUGUGUGGAAAAAAUUCAAAAAUAUUUGGCCAUGGUAUGGUCGCAAAGGACUUUAAAGCAUUAAAUAUUAACCAAGAGUCUAGGCAAGUUAAGGAUGAUACCAGCAUUCAAGAUAAUUAUCAAGCUAGUAGUUUUCAACGAGCACGUAGUAAUACAAUGCCAAGUUUAAAAAGAGGACCUGGUCCAGGUGGAGGCAAUAAUGGUCAAUCAGAAACUACUACUUCAACUGGUCAACCUUCAAGUUCAAAUACAUGCUCAGUACAAGCAAGAAUAUCUUCGUGUGAUGUCACUAUUGAUGAGCUUGCCAGUUACUUCGAGGAGUUUGUUCAUAUUCCAAAGAAGAUGUCACACAUGGCAGAAAUGAUGUAUAUUUAAUUAUAAUAUAUUAAAUUGUAAUAGACAGAUUUCUUAUACAGUUUUUCAAAGACCAGCAUGCAAAGUUGAUGCAUGAUUGCAAGUCUAAAUACUGUAUGUUUGCUACGAAUCCAAUUUAAUUUGGUACCUAAAUUAUAUAUAAUAUACAAUAAAAACAAAAAAAAAAUGAAAAAAAAAUCUGCGUUUUUGUAGAGAAAAAGAGUAUUAAAGAUGAAAUUUAAUUUUAGUAAAAAUGAUAAAACAAAAAGUAAAAAUCUUGAAAAUAAUAAAACAAAGUAUAUAUUUCUUUUUUAAAAUCAUUUGUGUCAAACUACUUCAUUUAAUUAUUUAUGGAAAAGAUUUAAUAUCUUUGUUUAUAAAAUUUUUGUAUUGCGAAAAAAAAACAUUGAUACUAGAAUAAAUUUCUUGCAAUGAA
Apis cerana (Asiatic honeybee) is the source of this 1875-nucleotide messenger RNA. RefSeq names its product oxidative stress-responsive serine-rich protein 1. Lineage: Eukaryota; Metazoa; Arthropoda; Insecta; Hymenoptera; Apidae. The record is from RefSeq and is a predicted model, not a curated record. Gene Ontology annotation, biological process: cellular response to hydrogen peroxide.